CACUCCCUGCUCCUCGUUUCCAAUCUCUAGCAGAUAAAAAAAAGCCUCAGAAAGGUCGAAUCGAAUCUUAUUUUAUUCCUUCUUUCUCGAAAGGCUCAAUCUUUUUACCCUGAAAGAAGAAGGGUGAUCUCGGAAAUGAAGACAGAGUUGAACCUACCGGCGGGAUUCAGAUUCCAUCCGACGGACGAGGAGCUCGUAAAGCACUACUUGUGUCGGAAAAGCGCAUCGCAGCCAAUCACGGUUCCUGUUAUCGCCGAGAUUGAUCUCUACAAGUUCGAUCCUUGGGACCUUCCGGGGAUGGCUUUGUACGGAGAGAAAGAAUGGUAUUUCUUCUCACACAGAGACCGGAAAUACCCGAAGGGUUCGCGGCCAAAUCGAGCGGCAGGAACCGGUUAUUGGAAGGCGACCGGUGCGGAUAAACCGGUUGGUAAACCGAAGACAAUGGGGAUAAAGAAAGCACUCGUCUUCUACGCGGGUAAAGCUCCCAAAGGGGUCAAGACCAAUUGGAUCAUGCACGAGUACCGGCUGGCCGACGCCGAUAGGUCUGCUUCUGUAAACAAGAACAACAACUUGCGACUUGAUGAUUGGGUGUUGUGUCGGAUCUACAACAAGAAGGGAACGAUGGAGAAGCACUAUCCCGAAUCGACGGCGAUGGAGGACCAAUCACCUUUUGACACGUCGGACUCGUUCCCGACGCUGCAAGAUGAUUCGAGCAGCUCCGGUCACGUGAUAUCUCCGGAUGUCACGUGCGACAACAGGGAGGCUCUGAGCGACUUCGACUUCGACUUCGACUUCGAGUCCUUUGAUACGUCGCUGUUCGUUUCCAUGGAGUUUAUGCAAAAUGACGCUUUUAUCCCUCAGUUCCCUUGCCAGACCGGCUUCGUAUGAACCGUGUCUCAGUUCCAUGAUGACUCGCCAUUCUUGAAUUGGGCGUUUGCUCCACAGCCACAGGGGUAAAAAUGGAAGCGGAAAAACGUGGAGUGAGCAAUCCGAUCUUGAAGAAAGACGCAGUUCUUGUUUAGGAUCAUUGCUGUUCAAGACAGAUCCUUGCUGUUCUGCAAAAGUUAUGAGAAAAAGACAAAAUCUUGUUCUGUAAAUACUGCAGUGAUAUACAUCUUUUCUGUAUAUACAGUUUUAGCCUCUGGGGAUGCUUCCUCAGGGGGUUUAGGCUGCGUAUGCUCU
Messenger RNA from Tarenaya hassleriana, 1182 nucleotides. Its product is annotated as protein ATAF2-like. The record is from RefSeq and is a predicted model, not a curated record. The transcript has 3 exons. Lineage: Eukaryota; Viridiplantae; Streptophyta; Magnoliopsida; Brassicales; Cleomaceae. Gene Ontology annotation, biological process: regulation of DNA-templated transcription. Bases 136 to 888 code for a protein of 250 amino acids. Gene Ontology annotation, molecular function: DNA binding.